This is a messenger RNA of Populus euphratica (Euphrates poplar), 2373 nucleotides long. RefSeq names its product ankyrin repeat-containing protein At3g12360-like. The transcript is spliced from 7 exons. The record is from RefSeq and is a predicted model, not a curated record. Bases 733 to 2292 code for a protein of 519 amino acids. NCBI's taxonomy places the organism in Eukaryota, Viridiplantae, Streptophyta, Magnoliopsida, Malpighiales, Salicaceae. Gene Ontology annotation, cellular component: membrane.
UGUCAUCUCUCCCAAAACAAGUUUUCUUGUUGACAUUGAUUUUAGCAAGAGCUAGGUAGAGGAGCAUUUCGACCAUUUCCAUUACUAAAAGAGAGCAAAUAUGGAUUCUUUUCUUGGAAGAAGAGCAAAUAUGGAUUCUGAGAUGAUUCAGGAGACACCUUAUAUAGCAGCCAUGAAUGGAGAUUGGGAAAGCAUGGUUGACUACUAUCAGAAACAUUUCGAGUCUUUGUUCUCUCCAGUUACUCUCUCUUUGGAUACUGGAUUUCAUCUAGCUGUUCACAGCAACGAAGAGCGACCACUUAAAGAUUUACUUGAAAUCACGGAGGGAAGAGAAUUCUUUUUACCGGAGACACGAAACAAGUUUGGAAAUACGGUUCUUCACGAGGCAACCAUCUAUGGGAAUUAUGAGGCUGUAAGAUUCUUGGUAGAAUGUUGUCCAGACCUAAUUUCCAUUACUAAUAAGUACGGUGAAACCCCACUGUAUACAGCUGCUGGAUUUGGUGAGGCAGAAAUAGUGGAGUUUUUAAUAAAGACCAAACCAGAAGAAUGCGUGGAUUGUAAUGGCCGCAUAUUAUCAAUUCACCGCCAGCGAUCGAAGGAUGGCCUGUCCAUCCUCGGCGCUGCUAUCAUAGGGCAACACUUUGAAACAGCUUUACUGCUGCUAGAACUGGAUGAAUCGCUCCACAACUUGGAGAACAAAAUGGGCAGAACGGCCCUGCAACUCUAGCCGAAAUGCCAACUGGUUUUGAGAGUAGCUAUCACAUGGGCAUAUGUGAAAGACUCAUCUACAGUUGCCUUCCUGUUAUACGUCAUCACGAGGUAAAAUCACAGGUACAAACUUGGUGCAGGGCAAUGCAAGAUCUUGAGAGCGGUACCCUGCGCAGUAACCUACUCAACUAUUUAAAGGACCCCAAAGACUCAAAAAUGAUAAGUAAUCUAUUACGCUGCAGAUUUUUGCCUCAAGUAGGAUAUUGGCCAGCAAGGCUAGAAAGAUUCUGGAACCAGAAAAGAACGAAUGUAUUCGCUUUACGACUUGUCAAAAUCCUAAUAAAGAAAGAUGAGUCAUGGAGGAGCAUCAGCAUAACAGAGGAAGGACAAGAAGUAAAACAAACUGGUCCACCCUCAUCAACAGUUAUGCAAGGAGAACAAAAUAAAGGAAAAGAAGCAGAGCAGGGAAUGGGCGGGGGGGCAAUUAAAAAGGGAGAGAACGAGCUCUCUUAUUUGGGGCACACUUCUGAAAUCACUAGCAAAGCAAUAGAAAUAGAAAAAAUAGAAAUAGAAGAAGUCCCAUUGUUGAUUGCAGCUAGAAAUGGAAUAGAAGAGAUUGUGUGGGAGAUAAUAAAACUAUAUCCCCAUGCUGUUGAGAAGCUCAAUGACAAGGGUCAGAGCAUUGUGGAUGUGGCCGUCAUCCAUCGCCAGAAAAAGAUCUUCAAACUUGUGAAGCAUCAGAAAAUACCAUUGGCUAGACUGCGACGAGUUAUUGAUAAUACGGGCAACACAUUGUUGCACCAUGUUGCAGAUAUGGAGCAUUACAGAGGAGGAACCAAGCCUGGGCCUGCACUUAAACUUCAGGAGGAGUUGCGAUGGUUUGAGCAAGUGCAAAAGGUAAUUCCUUCUCAUUAUGUCACGCUUCGGAACGAUGAAGGCAAGACUGCAGAAGAGCUCUUCAAAGAGAGUCACCAGGACCAACUGAAAAAUGCACAAAAAUGGAUAAAGGAAACGACUCAGUCUUGUUCCACAGUAGCUGCACUUGUUGCUACUGUUGUCUUUGCUGCUGCCUAUACUGUGCCCGGAGGUUCUGAUAAGAAUGGCACGCCCAACUUCAUCAACUCUCCCUAUUUUGUGGUUUUCACUAUCUCGGAUGUUGUUUCCUUAGCAAGCUCCUUGACUUCGCUUGUGGUAUUUCUGUCUUUGUUGACCUCUCCAUUUGAGCAACAAGAAUUUCACAUCUCUCUUCCUCGGAAACUUGUUGCUGGCUUCACAUUCCUCUUCUUUGCUGUGAUAACGACCAUGCUAUCUUUUGGGGCCACAAUCUUGAUACUCAUUCAGUCAGAGAAAAAGUUGACAACAUUACUCCUUUCCAUUGCUGCAUUCCUUCCUGUCUUAGUAUUUGCAAUAAUGCAAUUUCGUCUGUACAUCUCAUUUAUGGGCUCUACAUUCAACAUUCUCAAGAAAACCAGGAAAGCUCGAACACCGUUUCUUGUCCCUUGCCUACCGUGGGGGAAAAUGGUCGGUCUUAAGAAAAAGGAAAAAAGCUCGGCUGGAUUCAUAUUGGAGACUAAAGUGGCAUAGAGGUUUUUCCUUUUUAUAGUUGGUUUGAACCUCUACCAUUAAUCACUAUAUAUGAGUGUUACAUAAUGUUUGGUUGUUUAA